Molecule: messenger RNA, 807 nt
Organism: Penicillium vulpinum
Lineage: Eukaryota; Fungi; Ascomycota; Eurotiomycetes; Eurotiales; Aspergillaceae
Exons: 1
Coding region: 1-807 (268 amino acids)
Source: RefSeq, a predicted model, not a curated record
AUGAACACGCCAGAACAGAUCCUUGACAUAGAAGACGCUCUCGUUUCAGACGAGAAUCCAGCGCGCGAUGAAGAUACACUCGAUUUUCAACGCUGCGCCAGAUUGCAUAACUACCUGGUCGCAUAUGCCUACAUGGCCCGCAAUGGAACAAACACGCCCGAUCUCGACGCCCUAGCUAGCGAGUCAUGGUUCUUCAACCAGCCGAACGAGAAUAUUGACGCCAUUCGUGCUCGGCUUCACCCUUCAUUAAACUCAUUCCUUGAUUCAAUUUAUGAUCCGACGCCGGGAUUCUUCUAUUGGGUGAGCGGGCUUCAAAUGAGACUUGCCGACGAGUGUUUCCCCCUUGAAGACAAUGAUUCCGAGGAUAAAGAGCGAUUUGUGGUCAUUUACGACACAACGCCCGAACUAGGCUCCCACUGUCUUGGUGUUCUCUACGACCAGCUGAACCAUCGUGCCUCAUUCCCAUUGGCCAUCGAGAAUUCAGAUAGUAUCGAGCCGGUUGAUGAACAUUGGGAGAUGUGGUUUCCUCUAGAGACGAUUCUUACCCAAUGGAUCCAUAUGCUCCGAAUGGAAAAAAUCACGGCUGAUCCACAGUACGAGAGAAACUGGCCCUAUGAAGAAAGACAUCAAAUUGGAUUAUGGCGUUGGCACCCAUACUGCGCUGCUCAGAUUGAUAGCACAGUUGCUGCGAUGGACCGCUACACGGACGCGAUCGAAUCACGUAUGCAGUCUCUUUUGCCAAUAUCCCGAGAUGCACCAUUUUUUACCGAUGCAGAGCUGGAUGCGGCUCUAGUACCAAAGGAGUGA